GCCGGUGCUGAUCCCGGUCCUGAUCCCGGUGCUGAUCCCGGUGCCGCCAAUGCAGCGGGAGGUGGGCUCGCUGCCGCUGGCCCCCGCCCUGCGGGCCCGCCUGGCCGCCGCCGGCUUCCAGACGGCGCAGGAGCUGCUGGAGACCGGCCCCUGCGGCCUGAGCAAAGAGAUUGGGAUUUCCAAAGAAGAGGCGCUGGAAGCCCUGCAGGUGGUGAGGCAGGAAUGUCACGGGGACGCAGCAAGGACUGCCAGGGGGUCAGGCGCCACCAGAAAGUUCACAGCCCUGGAGCUUCUGGAGGAAGAGCAAGCCCAGGGCUUCAUCAUCACCUUCUGCUCAGCACUGGACAACAUUCUGGGAGGGGGUGUGCAGCUGACAAAAAUCACCGAGGUCUGCGGAGCGCCCGGCGUGGGGAAAACGCAGCUGUGUAUGCAGCUGGCAGUAGACGUGCAGAUCCCGGAGUGCUUUGGGGGCGUCGCUGGAGAAGCCGUGUUCAUUGACACCGAGGGAAGUUUCAUGGUAGACAGAGUGGUGGAUAUUGCAGCUGCCUGUGUGCAGCACUGCCAGCUCAUUGCUGAGGCUCAGCAAGAGGAAGAUCAUCUGAAAGCUUUGGAGACCUUCUCUCUUGAAAGUAUCCUUUCUCACAUAUAUUACUUCCGUUGUCGUGACUACAUAGAGCUCCUUGCCCAGGUCUACCUCCUCCCAGAAUUCCUCUCAGAGCAUUCCAAGGUCCGACUGGUGGUGAUUGAUGGAAUUGCCUUCCCUUUCCGCCACGACUUCGAGGACCUGUCCCUGCGGACGAGGCUGUUGAAUGGUCUGGCACAGCAGCUCAUCAUCGUAGCAAACGACCACAAAGCAGCAGUAGUUCUGACAAACCAAAUGGCAACAAGAAUCGGGCAAAGCCAGUCCACGUUGGUACCUGCUCUAGGAGAAAGCUGGGGACACGCUGCCACCAUCCGUUUAAUCUUUCACUGGGACAACAGUCAGAGGUUGGCAACGUUGUACAAAUCACCGAGUCAGAAGGAGGCAACAAUCCCCUAUCACAUCACAGUCAGUAUUUCAGGGUGGAGAGUCAGAGAGGGGAGCACAGUGGGAGCUGUAAAGGGACUUUCAGACACAGAGAUAAAUCUGAGAACCAUGUUUGCUUUUGUAGGGUUGCCUUCUGAAGGUAACCAGUAAUGCUGGAAUGUCUCCAGAUUUAUGAGUAUUUUGUACCUCUUCUCUUUAGAAAAGUGACCCAGCAGUUAGUCCCCUGAGUUAAAACAUUUUGAUUUCCAGAUCAAACUUACAGGCAGCCUGUCCCCAUCUGCUCUGCUGCUAGGGCUGCUUAUUUUAUCUGCCCUUGAUGUUAACUUGUGGCCUAAGUGCAGUUAGUGAGGACAAUCUGAGCCUUCAUUUGGGAGACUUGAACCAGCCAGGCUGUUUUCUCCCUUCUCAGGUAGGCUCUUCUCUUAAUCUCUUCCACUUGGGUUUAUCUUUUUAGGACCAGGAUGACCAGAACUAUUCCAGAGGUCUCAUCAGUGCCAUAUAUAUUUCCCCAUCUCUGCUUUAUGUGUGUUGCCUGAUAUAACCCAGGCUGUACUUCUCUCUUUCAUGGCUCCAUCCUACAGUGACCCUAUGCCCAGCCAAUAUAUACAGAUUUUUCUCCUCUGUCACUAUCAUAUAAGGAGCUUCCAGCUUAUGGCUGGAGACCUCAUUCACCCCUAGUUAAAUCCUGUGAUUAUUUCCUUUUGUGGAAUGCUUAGAUACAUAUUAAUGAGAAUACAUGCUGUCUAAGCUGUAUUUAGGUUUAAAAAAACCCCCACCACUCCACUCUUACAUCUUCAAAUGUCAGAUCCAUAGGUACAUGCCAUAACUAUUGGCUACGUGUCCUCAUGGAAACACGUUGCCAUAGCAUUUCCUGCAGAUUUUAAUGCUGCCAUAAGAUGAGAUCUUCAAACUUUCCAAGAGAAAUCAGAUUUUUCUUCACCCCUGGGUUUAUUCACCUGGACAGGAGAAACACUGCAAAUAUAUACUCUUAGCUCUGUGAAGACUGGAAGGGUAAGUGGGGCUACAUCCUAAGGUUGUUUGGAUCAUGUGAUGUGAGUCCUUUUUCUCCAGCUGACAAACAGAUGGAUUUUAUCUUAGACAGUUUAAUUGCCUUUUCCUUUCAGUUUUAUAUGCACCAUAAAACAGCUAUGCUCUCUUCUGUGUGAAUGUACACAGGCUUGAAAUACAGUUGAGAGUGAAUCCCAAUCAAAGAUUAGUUAAAACUUGAGAUUAUCCCUGUGUUUUUCCCCUUAAUCCUGAUGAACUGCUUCAGCAGAUGAUUCCUUUAAGUAAAAAAUGUAUUAUCCCUGUUUUUUUCAUGAAAUUCAGGGCUGAUGAUAGCAGUCUGCUGUUAUCAUUUCUCAUUCCCAUCUCUGUGGUUAAACUGGAAGACGUAAAUACAUGUGCACUGUUUCCAAGUCAGAUUUAGCACAUCUAUGUAUAACCAGCGUACAAAAAAAAGAUAAUUAAAGAAAUAAUAAAUUCCUUAAGCCUCAGAAAUGUUUAGACAUGGGCAAAUGAGGUACCAUUGACAAACUGGCUGUUCAGGGCCUGUAAGGCAAUGGAGAAAUGUUUAACCAUGACCAGGCUUUGGUUGUUUUUUAUCCGUGUCCUUUCCAACACUCUGGAGAGUCAGUCACCACUCGGGGGGCUGUGGAACACCUCUCCCAUGAAAUCCUUUCUUUCACAGGCUGAUCAGGAUUCAUUCUUAAAUGCAGAGUAUAGAAAUGUAAGUUGAUUUAUGCACAAGGGAGUAAGUGGCUCCUGCUGAUUCACCUAAAUUUCCCAGGAAUGUGACCUGAUUAUUUCAUGGUGAAAGAUAGAGACCCGGGACCUCUAUUCCGGGUAGGAACUGUCAGUGUUUCCCUGAACUGAGGAGGGUCUGCCAAGUUAGCAAUGGGAACACUGCUCAAGUAAUAAAGCCAUCUACCUCUGCCAGCCUUGCUGCAGUGUGUAGAUGCCAGAGGACAUUAGGGAACAAUUCAAAAUGACAGGAGACUGAGCUUUGUCCUUGAUUCCAGUAGCCACCUCCCCACCAUCUAAAACCCACUAACAAGCCUCAAAAAUAUGCACAAAAUUCAUGUAUUUUUGAGGGUGCCAGACAUCCAUACUAGGCAGCCCACUUUAUCAUGUUCUGGCCUUUAUAACCAUUGGAAUGCUUUUGCUGGGAGUCAGCCUGCUGGAUUAAGUGGAUUCUUGGCUACAGAUCCACCUUUGUGCCUCAGGGAAAUGGCAGAGAUUAGAUGCAAGCAGCAGUGAAACAUUAAACUUGAAGAUUCCCCAUCAGGCUCUUUAGAAUAACACUUGAGUUGCUUAUAAUAGCAGAGGGAUUGCACAGAUCCUGCCCUUGUGGCACCUCUUGCUGUUUGUUCCUUUGAAAGCCCCGGGCUGGGUGAGGUGAGGCAUUCAGAAAUAGAAGUACAGGGAUGGCAGACGUAAGCAAGACGUUUUACUUGGGUUUGGGAUUGAUCUUGGUGUGGGACACGCUGGCAUUUUGGAGGAGUCACAUGUCUGAUAGUAAUUCCGCCUGCUUUUUUCACACUGCACCAACCCAAAAUGUCGGCGUUCCUGAAAUGCUCCUGUCCCCACCUGAACAUUUUGGAUCACCAGAGCGAUUUCCUUUUCUGAUUAACCCCUUUUCCUCUCUAAGUCUGCACUGAGAGUGUCCCCUGAGCUGUCAGCAGGGCUCCCUGCACAGCAUUUGUCUGGAGAUGGGAAGACAGACAGUUGCAGGUUUUCACAACAUCUCAGUAUCUCCAUCUGCAUCCGUGACGUGUUGAACUAACUGAUUUUCCAGAUCUUUCUUAUUUUAAAAUAGUUAAAAAACAUUAAAUUGUGGAGCUGCAGUAAAAGAAAAUACAAAUGGUACUAGGUCAGAUAGAUCACUUCAAGCACUCUCCUGAGUAGCAGAGUCUAGUUUUUCACUUCUGCAUUUAGUUUUUGGCAGUUAAAGGUUUUCAUCCCGUUGUGUCCCAUAAAUUACUAUGCUGGAACAGUCUUUGCAGUCUACAGACUGAUUCAGCUCUGCUGUUCUCUUACAACGUCUCAUUGAUGUUUUCAGUUCAUUAAGUAGGUACAUGGAACAAAAAUAUCCUAGGUUGUAGGAAUUCACAGUUUUGUUUCUGAAAAUGAUGGUGGCAAUUAAUCCAGUCAUCUCCCUCCUUCUGGGGGAGCUGAUGGAUUUGUCUUUUAAUUUAUUUAAAUAGGCAACAUAAGUGAAUUUACAAAGAAGCAGUUCUUCAUAGCCAUAGGGGUGAUUAGUAGUAAAAUGAAAAUGAUAGCCUGGUUGGUGAAAAUAAAAUAUCUUCAAGGAAGAAAAUGAGGAGACACAGUUAAUAGUCGGCACAUGUGUUGAAAAGUUUGCAGUGCUGGUCUAUAAAAGCUCUGGGGCUGCUCAUUUAACAUAAAUGGCAGCCUCCUCCCUUAUCCUGGUCUUCUGGGAACUAGUUGCUCAUGCUUAAUAUCCAUACAGGCUUUAGCACAUGAUUUCCCUUACAUCUUACAGCCUCAUGGCUUCCGAGAUGUGCAGCCUCCAGCUGUCACUCAGAACGCAGAAGGGACUGAAAUGAACCCUCGGAAGCGGCCGCGGAGGGAGGAGGAGAAGCAGCAGCAAUUCCAAA
Messenger RNA from Chiroxiphia lanceolata (lance-tailed manakin), 4647 nucleotides. RefSeq names its product RAD51 paralog C (gene RAD51C). Gene Ontology annotation, molecular function: four-way junction DNA binding; ATP-dependent DNA damage sensor activity; ATP binding. Lineage: Eukaryota; Metazoa; Chordata; Aves; Passeriformes; Pipridae. The record is from RefSeq and is a predicted model, not a curated record. The transcript has 8 exons. Bases 50 to 1177 code for a protein of 375 amino acids. Gene Ontology annotation, biological process: DNA repair; reciprocal meiotic recombination; meiotic DNA recombinase assembly. Gene Ontology annotation, cellular component: Rad51B-Rad51C-Rad51D-XRCC2 complex; replication fork; Rad51C-XRCC3 complex.